AUGCGCUCAAGGUGUCCAUCGGCCGGCCCCGGCGCUUGUCCCCACACCAAUCCCUCACCCGACUUCUCCUGCUUCUUCCCCUGCCUCCCCUUCAGGUUAUGUCUUCAACUGUGCGACCACCUCCUGCUCACCAACGCUCUCAAGGUCUCCAUCGGCCGGCCCCGGCCACACUUCUUCAUCGUCUGCUUCCCCUCGGGCGUUCCUGUGUACGGCAGCGAUGGCAACGCACAGUGCAACGGCUCGUCCUCCAGUGUCAUGGAGUCGAGAGUCAGCUUCCCCAGCGGCCACACCUCCAUGUCCUUUGCAGUGUCCUUUUCAGGUUUGACCUAUGCUGCUCUCUUCCUGGCAGCCAAGCUCCAGGCGUCCAUGUCCUUUUCGGGGUUGACCUAUGCUGCUCUCUUCCUGGCAGCCAAGCUGCAGGCGUUCAGUUUGACCUACGCUGCACUCUUCCUGGCAGCCAAGCUGCAGGCCUUCAGCACAAGAGGGAGGGGGCAGCUGUGGCGGCUGGUGCCGUCAGCAUGCUGUCUGGCGGGUGCUGCUUCUGUGGGCAUCACUCGAGUCGUGGACUACUGGCACUUCCCGUUUGAUGUCUUUGUGGGAGGGUUGAUAGGUAAGGGCUGA
Messenger RNA from Closterium sp. Naga37s-1, 621 nucleotides. The record is from the annotation of a GenBank genome assembly. Lineage: Eukaryota; Viridiplantae; Streptophyta; Zygnematophyceae; Desmidiales; Closteriaceae.